AUGUCUGGCAAACAAAUCCUUCGCUCAGAGGUUAUUCUGGGAAAAUAUGGAAAGACUUUGGCUGGAAAAACGGUUCUUAUUACCGGAGUCUCUGACGAAUCUAUCGCGGGAGAACUAGCUGUUCAGCUCGCUGCAGCCGAUCCUAAGACGCUCAUCCUCAGUGCCCGGUCGGAAUCUAAAGUGAAACCGGUAAUCAAUCGGAUAAACGCGAAGAACCCCAAUGUUGAAACCCGCUUCCUCAAUUUGGAUCUCUCAGAUUUGAGUGCUGUCCGAAAGGCUGCCACGCAGGACCUCGUCGAUAUCUCGAAGAUCGACCACGUUGUCUGUGUGGCUGGUGUCAUGAUCUGCCCAUACGGGAAAACCAAGGAUGGAUUCGAAAUUCAACUCGGAGUCAAUUAUCUUGCCAACUUCCUGCUGAUCAAGCUUCUUUUGCCGAAAGUCGAGGCGGCCGGUCCCUCUUCAUCUGUCAUUAUCGUGUCCAGCUCUAGCAUCCGCCACGGCAAGAUUCAUUUCGAUGAUAUUGGAUUCAGCGAGGGUACAACGUAUGAUCCUUAUGUUGCAUACGGACAGUCAAAUGUUGCGAGAACUAUGUUUGCCAAGAAGUUGGCUGAGAAAUUGAAGGGCAAGGGUAUCAGAGUUUUUAGCAUUGACCCUGGUGCUGUCCAGUCUGGGCUACAGAGACAUUUCACGGAGGACUUCAAAGCUCAGGUUGAUGAGAUGAUGAAGGAUGGUCAUCUGGUUGACUUGGACGGAACUAAAUUUGACUUCCCUCUUUGGACCGGUCGCUCAGAGGGUGCUGCUAAUAUCAUCACUGGAAUGAUUGACCCUACCAUUUCAGACUCUACCGGUGCUUACAUUAGUCAGAAUUCCGUCGCAAAUGAUGACUUGCACUCCCACAUCCGGGACGAAAACAACUGGACACGUCUCUGGGAAAUGAGCGAAGGGUUCGUUGGAGAAAAGUAUUAG
This is a messenger RNA of Penicillium manginii, 966 nucleotides long. RefSeq lists its product as uncharacterized. The transcript is spliced from 6 exons. Lineage: Eukaryota; Fungi; Ascomycota; Eurotiomycetes; Eurotiales; Aspergillaceae. The record is from RefSeq and is a predicted model, not a curated record. The coding region runs from base 1 to 966 and encodes 321 amino acids.